AUGCGCGGCGUGCUGUGGGCGGCGGCUGCUGCUGCGCUCCUGGCGCUGGCGGCUCCUGAGCGUCGCGCCGACACGGACUUCGAGUUCGACGACGCACCGGAAGCGCAUACGGCGCGUUCGCGACGUCCGCGUCGCUACGUUUAUGACCCGCAAAAUCCGUUAUGCCGGGAGCUGGUUUGCAAAAAGCGCGAGGUGUGCUUGCUACGCGACGCGUUUACAGCGCAGUGUGCUACUAAGAAGGAUGUACUACGAAGGGGCGACACGAUCGUGGCGGCGCGACGCGAGCGUGGCGACGACGAUGACGUUUUCUACGAGGCGGCCGCGCCCGCACGUGCCGCCGACAACGAGGCGGACGUGGACCCCGAUGGCGAGUUGGACAACGAGGCUGAUCACGACGAUGAACUAGAUCACUCCCACGAUCGCCCGCCAGAACGAUGCGUGGGUUGCGGUGGUGCGGCGGCUGGAAGUGGUACGGGCGCGCAGUUCGUGUGCGGCUCGGACAACCGCACGUACUCAUCGCUGUGCCGGCUCGCCCUGCACAAUUGCGUGCGGCGGCAAGCCAAGCCCGUGCGGCUCGCCUGCCGCGGCUUCUGCCCGUGCCGCGCCCUGCACUCCGCACCGCACAUCGCUACGCACUCCGCUGCCACCAGGCGUUUCCGCGAUCGUGGCGGCGGGCGACGCAGCGGUGGCGCGGGGCGGGGUGGGGCGUCGGACACGCGCGUUGCAGGAUCCGAAAGCUGCGAGCUGGAUAAGAUGGCGAACCGUCUGCUAGAUUGGUUUUCCGUACUCAUGGAGGAAGCCGGAGGGGUAGCACCACCGCUACAAGGAUUUCCGCGGGACUGCAAGCCUGAAGUGCGGUGGAUGUUUUCGCACCUGGACGUGGCUGGUGACGGACUGCUAUCGCAUGACGACCUCUAUGCACUACGUCACGACGAGCGUGAGCGGUGCUUGCGUCCGUUCCUGGCGUCGUGCGGGCGCGGCGUGGUGUCGCGGGGUGCGCGGGGCGGACGGGGAGCGCGCGGGCGCGGUGCGGAAGCGCACGGCCUGACGCUGGCGCCUACGUGCCGGCGUGCGACGCGCGCGGCUUCUACCUGCCGCGGCAGUGCCAUGCAGCGCUCGGCGUGUGCUGGUGCGUGGACGCGCACGGCGUGGAGCGGCCCUCCUCGCGCACCAAGGGACAGCCCGCCUGCCCCACCGCUGACGAUCAAGAGUCGGAGAGCGGCGAGAGCUUGGAGAGCGAGGGGGGUGCGGGAGAAGAGGGGGACGCGGGCGCGCUCGGGCCCGCAGACGACGAGGACGAGCCCGGCAGCGGGGACAACGAGCUGCGCUUCUAGAGCUGAAACUCGGCAUUCCAAAGCCGUCGUGGAUGGAUGGCCAAAGCGUCACCCGUCGGUUGCGCCGCAUCGAACCCCGUUGCAAUUUAUUAUAAUAGUACUUACUUACGUUUAG
Molecule: messenger RNA, 1449 nt
Organism: Parnassius apollo (apollo)
Lineage: Eukaryota; Metazoa; Arthropoda; Insecta; Lepidoptera; Papilionidae
Source: the annotation of a GenBank genome assembly